Messenger RNA from Eremothecium gossypii ATCC 10895, 312 nucleotides. Its product is annotated as YciI family protein. The transcript has a single exon. The coding region runs from base 1 to 312 and encodes 103 amino acids. Lineage: Eukaryota; Fungi; Ascomycota; Saccharomycetes; Saccharomycetales; Saccharomycetaceae. The record is from RefSeq and is marked provisional.
AUGGUGGAGUGGUGCGCGAUUAUAUACGACAAGCCCGGCGUGGACCGGUCGGUGCACAGGCAGGAGCACCUGGCGGAGAUCCCAAAGCUCGUGGAGCAGGGGAAGCUGGUGCAGGCGGGCGCGAUCUACAAGGAGGUGGUGGACGGGCGGCCGUCACAGUUUGCCGGGUCGCAGCUGACGCUGGUCGCGGACUCCAGGGAGGAGGCGCUGGCGAUCAUCCGCGAUGACCCGUUCGCCAAGCAUGGCGUGUGGGACGUGGAAAACGUCGUGCUCUACCCGUUUGGAUGUGCAGUGCGCAAGGAGAAACAGUAA